This is a messenger RNA of Temnothorax curvispinosus, 936 nucleotides long. RefSeq names its product carbonic anhydrase 3-like. Gene Ontology annotation, molecular function: carbonate dehydratase activity; zinc ion binding. Lineage: Eukaryota; Metazoa; Arthropoda; Insecta; Hymenoptera; Formicidae. Gene Ontology annotation, cellular component: cytoplasm. The record is from RefSeq and is a predicted model, not a curated record. The transcript has 6 exons. Bases 225 to 914 code for a protein of 229 amino acids.
UCAGAUGUUUUCUGAUGCAUCUGCGAUAAAUAAUUCUUAAUUAGCGCAAUAAUGGCAAAUUAUGUAACCCUUGCAGGUGAAUAAAAUAAAAUAUUGAAGAUAGUGGCAACAAUAUCAGGUUAUGUGUGUUUGAUGUUAUAAUUUUUACAUUAUAUAUUUAUGUGUAAAUAUAUUUUUAAGAUACACAAAAAAGUGGUCAAGCACCGAUCGAUUUAAAUGACAAAAUGGUACGUCCUACGAGAUUUCCACCGUUAAUCUUAAACGGCCAUUGGUUAAAGGAUGGAAACGCAACUUUGUUUAACGAUGGCAAAAAAGCAAUUAUUUUUUUGAAUGGCGAUAGGAUCCCAUCAACAGUAUCUGGAGGUCCGCUCGUAAAUGACGAAUACGAAUUUUACAAUGCGCACUUUCACUGGGGUGAGAAUGAUUGUAGAGGUGCUGAACAUACGAUCAAUGGUACUUGGUUUUCGAUGGAGUGUCACUUAGUGCACUGGAACCAAAAAUAUCUCACCUUCGAAGAAUGUUUAAAACAUCGAGAUGGUCUUUGCGUAUUAGCUUAUUUAUUCUUGGUUCAAUCGGGAUCUUGUGACUGGAGCAAUGUUCAAUUUGAAAAAAUAUCUGAAAAUGUAAAACAUAUUCAGAAUGCUGGAUCGGAGAUAAAAAUUCCAGCAAAUUCUUUAUCUUGGAUGCGAGUAGCAACUGAUUGUUCAAGUUACUAUACAUAUCACGGAUCCUACAAUGCAGAGAGUAAUUCAGAAUGCGUUACGUGGAUCGUGUUCCCAGCCAUUAUUCCUAUACAAUCUUGCCAACUUAAUGAGUUCCGAAAACUAAAGGAUAAAAAUGGCGAAUUCAUAAAAUCGAAUUGGAGAGACGUUCAACCUUUACGAGGACGACAAAUAUUUUUAGCUGUCUCUUAAGAAAAAUUUACAUUCUAACUUA